This is a messenger RNA of Trypanosoma brucei brucei TREU927, 1638 nucleotides long. RefSeq lists its product as hypothetical. The record is from RefSeq and is a predicted model, not a curated record. Lineage: Eukaryota; Euglenozoa; Kinetoplastea; Trypanosomatida; Trypanosomatidae. The transcript has a single exon. Bases 1 to 1638 code for a protein of 545 amino acids. Gene Ontology annotation, biological process: conversion of seryl-tRNAsec to selenocys-tRNAsec; selenocysteine incorporation. Gene Ontology annotation, molecular function: tRNA binding; O-phosphoseryl-tRNA(Sec) selenium transferase activity.
AUGGAUGAGCGGUCAUUUGAGUUGGCGGAGUCUUUCGUUACGCCGCGGUAUGUACAAACCGGCGUAGAGUCACUGCACUCGGUUGAACGCACGGUGCGUGCAAUUAUUGCCCAGCGCCGCUGCCCGGAAGAAGGCCUGCACGACUGUGCAAUUGAAUUGAUAAUGCAGCAACUUGCCGUGAUGGAUACGAACAACUUUAGUAUACAUGUUGGUGCUGGAGAGCGAGAGGGACGCGUUGCUUCGGUAUUGGUUGCGAGGCGCCACUACAGCCUCACCCACGGCAUCGGGCGUUCCGGUGACAUCUGCAGCGAUCAACCGAAGGCAGCCGGGUCAAGUGUGAUGUACAAGUUGGUGAAUCACAUGAUGCUCGACUUGCUGCGACAGGCGGGGACCCCGUCACUUGCAAGCGCUGCUGUGAUUCCCAUGGCAACCGGUAUGACCAUUGCGUUGGCGCUUCGCAGUAUCUUUCAUCAUCGGGUAGAGGAGCUGCGAUUCGACAGCAAGGGUCACACUGAAGAGGAACAGGAAAAGUUGCAUGCUGGCCUUCGUACCAGAGGUGAUGAUUCGGCUGUUCCUCGCUAUGUCAUUUGGACUCGCAUUGACCAGAAGACAGCCCUAAAGUGCAUCGAGCUAUCUGGCUUUGUGCCCAUGGUCGUGCCACUGCGGCGUGCCCCUGUGCUGCGACGGAUGCAAAGCAAGGAGGGACUGGGGACAGCAGAGACCCUACUUCAUUCUUACUUUUUGGAGGCCCAUGUAGACGAUGUCGCUGCUGCAAUUGAACGCGUUGGGGGCCCUAAGCACGUGCUGUGCGUCUUGUCCACGACGAGCUGCUUUGCGCCGCGGCUGCCCGAUGAUGUUGUUGCCAUCGCAAAGCUAUGCAAAGCACUUGAUAUUCCAUAUGUUGUGAACAACGCUUAUGGUGUGCAAAGCCGCACCAUCAUGCAUAAGUUAGAUGCCGCCAUUCGACUGGGUCGUGUGGAUCUCAUCGUGCAAUCUGGGGACAAAAAUUUUCUCGUCCCUGUAGGUGGGGCUGUACUAAGUGGUGGCAAGACCGCCGUGGCACGUGCCACUUCUUUAUACGCGGGCCGAGCAAGCGCGUCUCCAGUGAUUGACCUUUUCAUCACUGCGCUGAGUCUAGGCCGAAGCGGGUUCAAAAAGUUAUGGGACACGCGGUACCUACUGAGGAGGUCUCUCCAGAACCAACUGAAAGGGUUUGCGGGGGCACGGGGAGAAUUGCUUUUGGAUGAGUUCGAUGCGCAAUGUGAUGUUGACGGUGCUAGUGGUGAUUUUGUCGCGGCAGUGCCCCCAAGUGGCGAAGCUGGGUGCGAUGGGGUGGAGAGGCCACAACGUAACGACAUCAGCUUUGCCAUAACUAUGCGCACUGUUGGGAGCCCUUCAACUGCUGCUGCAGUUGGUGCACGUUUGUUUCGGAAAGGGGUGACAGGGCCGCGAGUUGUACUUCCUAGUGACAACGUGACUCGGCUCUGUGGUCAUUCGUUCAGAAAUUACGGUAUGCAUACGGAUGAGACACCCUCUUGCCCGUUGCUUGUGUUGGCCUGUGGUGUUGGUAUGACCGCAGAAGACGUGGACGGCUUGAUGAAGCGGUUAGGAGAGGUUUGGCCGGUCGAGGGGGUAUGA